Messenger RNA from Oncorhynchus keta (chum salmon), 4510 nucleotides. Its product is annotated as gastrula zinc finger protein XlCGF57.1-like. The coding region runs from base 1146 to 2603 and encodes 485 amino acids. The transcript is spliced from 4 exons. NCBI's taxonomy places the organism in Eukaryota, Metazoa, Chordata, Actinopteri, Salmoniformes, Salmonidae. Gene Ontology annotation, molecular function: DNA-binding transcription factor activity; RNA polymerase II cis-regulatory region sequence-specific DNA binding. The record is from RefSeq and is a predicted model, not a curated record. Gene Ontology annotation, biological process: regulation of transcription by RNA polymerase II.
GGUACGUCUUCAGUGGGGGACGACUAUAAGCGUUCGAAAAUUCGCUCUGGCCAUCUCCAAUUUCAGAGCGCAGAAUAGCUGAUGAAUUUACGAACGCUCAACACCGGUUGAAUAGGGCUGGUGUCAGCAAACAACGGCAAAAAAAAGCUUAAUUCAAUUGUUGCCAGCAGCACAGCUAUAGUCACCAACGCUCUGGAUAACAUGAAAAACGCAUAACCAGCUCUGCUAGAGCAAGUAAAAUGGCCAGAGUGCGGUGUUAUCUAUUUAUCCAGUUAAUUUGGGUGCCGUUGAGGUCAGAAGGCUCGGAUCAACCCUACUCCUCGGCCAGAGCCUCCAGCAUGCGCUCCGACAGCGAAAAGCUCUGAAUUUACUAAAGGGCAAUAUGACAGUUAAAUAAUAUACAAAAAUUCUGAUUUUACAUACGCCCUCCAGAGUGCAAUACGAACGCACCCAAUAAUGGACACUGCUGGCCUGCAGUGCAAACCGAUAGGCUAUUUAAUUUCAGAAUUGGUUACAAUUAGGUUAAGGGUUAGAUUUAGAUUUUAUUGGCUCAUUGUUUUCAGGUCAGUAGGUACCCACACUUUUCUGCGAGUGUCUCUUAAAAUCCUCAUCAAUCAGCAGACAAUCUUUCGACAUGAUUACCUGAUUGGUCAAUCUACACCCACGCCAAGGAAGUGCAAACAGAGUUCUUCCGGUCACUGUGUUUGGUUUGAAUCGAAGAAGAAUGUCAGUAAGGAGGAUAUUAGAGGCAUUUUAGUCAACAAGAUGAAGAUCAAACAACGUUCAAAAACUACGCCACUGCACAAAAAAACCAUGGGGACUAAACGCCAUGGAAACCUGGGUAUAACACAAACAGAACGUGACCCACAGUCAGGUGAUGACUCCACCGGCAGAGAUGAAUCAGAUUGUACCCAAGCACUCUCAAAGAGCACCAGUUCAAAUCAUCAUUCAGAUUCUAGUCCACUCCACAAGGAUCCUGUGGUAGUGCUAACCAGGUUGGCUGAGGUGGUGGUUAAGACACUUCUGAGAGACAUUAAAGUUUGUUUGGUGAAGGAGGUGACGGAUGUCAGGAGGGAUGAAGACAACCAUGGAGGCAGGACAUGCUGUUUAACAUACUCCAGUCUACUCCCAACAGUGCAGUUUAAAUGGGUGAUGGUUCUCCUCAGUUCUUUCCUUGUCCACACUGCACCAUCUCCUUUACUGACUGUUACUUCCUGGAGAACCACAUCAAGACCAAACACCAGAAGCAGUACCUGGCCAUGUUGAGAAGCCAAGUCUCAAAGAGUAAAAGAGUGUAUGGCCCCACACACAGCUGUCCUCACUGUAGCUGCAUGUUCCAUACACCACGACAGCAAGAGAUUCAUAACCGCCAGGCCCACCCCUCUGCCCGUCCCCAGAAACCUGCCCCUCCCCGGAGAACUGGCCGUCCCCGCGGGGUACAGGAGAAAUUCCACACCUGCCCACAGUGCUCCCGCAGAUUCAAGUACCUGGGCAGCCUGCUGAAGCACUGCAAGAGUUUGCACAAAAUGGCCGUUGUUCUCACCAAUGGACACAUCAGUUGCGCAGACUGUGAGAAGAGCUUUGAGAAUUGCUGGGGCCUCGGGCCUCACCGGUGUCACGAACCAGAGGGCAAUAAACCUAAGGACGCUAAACAGAUGGUCAUUAAGGAAGUCGGCUUCCAAUGCUUAGAUUGUGGCAAGAUCCUCACUACUCCUACGAGCCUGAACACUCACAUGCGCAUCCACACUGGAGAAAAGCCUUAUGUCUGCAAGGAGUGUGGCAAGCGCUUCUCAGGUACAGGCGCUUACCGUUAUCACUUGUUAAUACACAAUGGGGCUAAGCCAUUCAAAUGUCAGGACUGUGGGAAGGCUUUCAAGCAGAAGUACCUCCUCAGGAAGCACAUGACUGUUCACUCUGGUGAGAGGAAGUACUCCUGCUCCCAAUGUGACAGGCAGUUUGCAUACAGGGAGAGUCUGAAGCUUCACCUGCGCACACACUCCGGGGCGAGACCUUUCAAAUGUACUGUCUGUGGUAAAGACUUUGCUGACAAAGGUUAUCUGAAGAUGCAUCUGAAGAUUCACAACAACCAGAAAAACUACCAUUGUGGGGUUUGUGGGCAGAAAUUCAUAAGGAUUGGGGUGCUGAACGUACACCUGCGCUCACACACAGGUGAGAGGCCUUACCACUGCACAGUGUGUGACAAGCAGUUUGCCCGACUCGACCACCUGAAGAACCACCAGCGCACUCACACAGGUGAGAAACCAUACACCUGUACCGAGUGCAGUAAAAGCUUCACUCAGUCUGGAGAUCUAACUAAACACAGGCGCCUCCACACUGGGGAGAGGCCAUUUGAAUGUUCUGAAUGCCACAAACGCUUUAUCUGCUCUGCUUCUCUGACCCUGCACAUGAGGACCCACACUCACCGUGAAGUAAAGCCAUACUCCUGCCAAGAGUGUGGGAAAAGCUUUUAUGAACAGAGUCAUGUGAACGGCCACAUGAAAAUCCACAAUGGGAAACGUUAUUCCUGCCCCCACUGCUUUCUCAGCUUUGCUCGCAAGUCCAACCUCUCCAAACACCUGCUUAGACGUCAUAAACCUAAAUGAUAAUGAUGUAUAUUAACAUAGCACAUUUUAUGAAACUCUGUUACUCUUAUGAAUUAAAUGGAGGGGAGUCUGAUCUCUUUUGUCUGUGAUCGAUGUGUGACAUCAAAUUCUAACUCAAUUUUGCCCCAUGUUUGAUAACGCUGCAAUGUUUUAACAAUCCUCCAGUUGGGUCACAGUGAGCUCCAUGUAUUGGGACAGUGACAUGUUCUCUUUCUCCUGCAGCACUUUGGAUUUGAAAUUAUACAACGACUGAGGUUAAAGUGCCGGCUUUAAUUUGAGGGUAUUUUCAUCCAUAUCGGGUGAACCGCUCAGAAAGAACAGGUUUUUUUGUACAUAUUCCCCCCCAUUUUUAAGGGAAUGGUUACAUUAUUUGGUCCCAUAUGCCCAGCAUGCAAUGCUUACAUUAAGCUUGACUGGAUGCGUUUGCUGUUUGUUUUGGUUGUGUGUCAGGGUAUUUUGUGCUCAAUAGAAAUUCAUGGUAAAUAAUGUAUUGUCACUUUUAUUAUAAAUUAGAAUAGUGUGGUCUUCUAUAUUAGUGGCUACCAUGAUUACGGAUAAAACUGAAUGAAUUGUGAUUAAUGAGUGAAAGUUAGAGGCAUAAAUAUCAUACCCCUUCAAAAUGCUAACCUCCCCUGUUAUUGUAAUGGUAAGAUGUUAGCAUGUCUUGAGGGCAUGAUACUUGUGUGUCUGUACUCUAGCUUUCUCACUCAUUAUUCAGGACUAUCCCUAAUCAUUGUAGCAUCCAACAAGUUUGUAGAGUAACAACCUUGUUGUAAUCAAUAUGUGCUAGGACAAUGGGACCAAAUACUAUACUUUUGACUACUUUUACCACACAAGGAAUUUGUACCAACUUUUCAAGUCCUCCCCCCCCAAUUUUAGGGGAUUAUGUUCAAGUAGUGUAAUUUCUAAACUGUUCAUAUGGAUAAAAAUACUAAUUAAAGCUGGUCUACACUUUAACCUAAUAAUCAUUGUAUCAUUUCAAAUACAACGUCUGGAGGUACAGAGCCAAAAGAACUAAACAUAAUUCACUGUCCCAAUACUUUUGGAGCUCUUUUGUUAAUAUUAUUGCUCUUUUGUUUUAUGGAUGUUUGUGUUUAACCAGUUCAAUGUAAGCUACAUAAUCCCCAAAAGUAGUUAUCAUGAGGUCCAUAAAUGAUAACUAGUAAUGUUUCAUACUCAAAUGUUUUUAAAAAUCUCACUUCCGGUAAAAAAAUAGGUAUAGAUUGUUGAGGUCACUUGAGGAUACUAGCUCAAGUACACACAGUACAAAUGAUACAAUUCUAUUUGACAAAAUUGUAUGAAUAGGGCUUUGAAGUGUUUAUUCUUUCUAAAUAUUGCUUAAAUUAUAAAAUGACACUAAGAUAUCAUCUUCCUUAACUUUAAAUUACAUAUUUGUUUAGUGUUAGAGAAUUCAUAUUUUCUGGAUGUUUCUCUUGUUCAUAAUGUCUGACCCCCAUCGCUGUUAACAUCUCAGAGCUCUAGCUUGACUAUAUUAACUUUUUAGGAACACUCCUUUCAUCCUUAAUCUAUCUCUAAAUGUGCUACUGUAAUGAAACCACUCUCCUGCUGUGCUAUGAUGUAAGGAUUGCAGGCAUGUGCUUUGUCAGUAGCUGUGAUAUAGGGUUCAGCCAGGAUUUGGACAGUUGGAAGAGUGAUUGAAAUGGUAGAAGGGACAUCCCAGCUUCAAGUGGUGUUAGAUUUCACAUCCUACAUCACGCAGGGUUGGAACCGGUACCAGAACCACACAGGUCCCCCAAACAAGGGACAUUAUGUCUAAGAGGUUAUAAACACACACAAAAAAAAUGUUUUAUUUGCUCUGUAUAAAAAUUAAGAACGUAUGUACAGAAGAUGGUUUCAUGAAUGAUUGACCUGGUGAUCAGUAGGCGAUAAUAAAUUCUGAAAGAUUA